UAUGUCUUCAUCAUCUCUGUUUUGUUGUCGGUUCCUUCGGCUGUCACAUUAUCUUCGAUGCUCUAAUUCUUUCGUCGGCAAUCGCUUCAAGUCAUUAUUGCAAUUCACUCCUGGGAUCCGUACUUCUUCACAACUUCAAGGAACUCCUGCCAACCUUAAGAGAGCAACUAAUUUUGAUAAACGCAUUUUGGUUUGGCAUAAGAAAUAUAAAUCUGUUGAAGAUGUCCCCGAAUACAUUUCGAUAUCAGUGAUCAACAAAGCCAAAGACUUGAGCCGUGUCUAUGUCAGCCUCUGCAUGGUUGCUGUCACCAUUGUCCUUUGCAUCAUUGUGAUGUACAGCGGGAGACAGGCUGCAAAACGGGGUGAAGGAGUGUCAAAGACCAACAUGGAGUGGCACCGCCAAUAUAAUAAAGAAAAGAAUGGAGAUGACACCAAGAACUAAGACAUAUUGCUUCUUCCUCUUCUUCUCUCUCUCUCUCUCUCUCUCUCUCUCAUACACACAGUCUCUGCACACAGUUUCAUGUAGAGGCAUGUAUACACAAACAAGCACAUGCCCUUACACAUACACAUUAACACCUACACACUCACAUAAACCACCCCAUGACAAUCAAUAUAGACUAACACACCCACAAAUACAUGCACACACACGCAUGCACGCACGUGCAUACUUAAUCAUGCAAACACGUUUUCAUUCUUGUUCCCCAAACAACCCUGCAUAUAUACACCUAAACCGUGUGCUCCUUCUUCCUCCCACCACACACACAUACAUGCACACACACACACACAAAGGCAGUGUCCCAUACACAUAUAUAUAUAUCAUGUGAUUGAGCAGACUGUUGAAUGCUGUUAUACAUCGCUAGCCACAAUGCACUUUGCAUCAUUUUAGCUUUCUAAUGAGGCCACCCUACUGACUAAGUCAGCAGGCCAAAAUACAUACAUAUACAUAUAUAUAUAUAUA
Molecule: messenger RNA, 958 nt
Organism: Octopus sinensis (East Asian common octopus)
Lineage: Eukaryota; Metazoa; Mollusca; Cephalopoda; Octopoda; Octopodidae
Product: UPF0389 protein CG9231-like
Exons: 1
Coding region: 2-442 (146 amino acids)
Source: RefSeq, a predicted model, not a curated record